Molecule: messenger RNA, 1130 nt
Organism: Nanorana parkeri
Lineage: Eukaryota; Metazoa; Chordata; Amphibia; Anura; Dicroglossidae
Gene: GREM1
Product: gremlin 1, DAN family BMP antagonist
Exons: 2
Coding region: 154-702 (182 amino acids)
Biological process (GO): animal organ morphogenesis
Molecular function (GO): receptor ligand activity; BMP binding
Source: RefSeq, a predicted model, not a curated record
AAACCUCAGCUGGCAGACAUUUAAAUGAGAGACAGCUCGGCGCUGCAGCAAUUUGUAGCCUGGAUCUGAAGGAUUUCCUCCAUCCUCUCGAAUGGACAGCUCAUAUAGGACACUAUUCCUGUGAGGCAGGACCAGCCAGGCACUUCACACAGGAUGAAUCGUUUGGUUUAUGCAGUGGGACCAAUGUUCCUUCUCUUUGGGCUCUUAAUACCUAAUAUUGAAGGGAAUAAAAAGGUUCGUGGAUCCCAAGGAGCCAUUCCUCCACCAGACAAAGGGCAGGCAAAUGACUCUGAACAGAGUCAGACACAUCCAGGUAGUCGAAAUGGAGGCAAAGGAAAAGGACAAACUCUAUUGGCUGAAGAGGUGCUAGAAUCCAGUCAGGAAGCUCUGCAUGUUACUGAGAGAAAGUAUCUGAAGAGGGACUGGUGCAAGACACAGCCACUCAAGCAAACUAUUCAUGAGGAGGGAUGUAACAAACGUACUAUCCUCAACCGAUUCUGCUAUGGGCAAUGUAAUUCUUUUUACAUCCCGAGGCACAUUCGCCGGGAGGAGGGAUCCUUUCAAUCCUGCUCUUUCUGUAAGCCUAAAAAAUUCACCAAUAUGGUGGUCACACUCAACUGCCCGGAAUUACAACCGCCCAUAAAGAAAAAAAGAAUUACACGUGUCAAGCAGUGUCGCUGUAUCUCCAUAGAUCUGGACUAGAUAUGACCUGGUUUCUCCAACACUUGGGACAACACUGACUGUAAAAAUGCUGUGGCCUGUAUUUGUGGAGAAUGUGUCGUUUUUAUCAAACUAUGGACAUCUGUUUAAACAGCUGGUCUCAGUGCUACUUAAACCUGUUACUCUGCUAUGGGAAAUAUCCUCCUUGCUACAGACUGAGAACUAAAUACCCUUGUAAUGCACAAAGUGCACCCUUAUUUGGAGUAUACAAGCCCCUUAGUGCAAAUUGCCAUGUAUACAUUGUGUAUAUAUUAUUUAUUCACACUUACAUGUUUGUGACGCACCUAAGAGGGCCAAAGGGACUGAACUGGUUUAAUCUGUCAAAGAUAGUUUCUGAAUGAAGUACUGUAUGGAUAAACCAGUGACAUUUUUUCAAAUAAAACCAUAUAUUGAGGCAUAAUUACAUUACA